UCAAAAAAAAAAAAAGAAAAUAGAAGUACCAGGGAAAAUGUACACCUAUAUUUUUAAUUUUGAAAAGCAAAGAUUCUUUUCAGAAUGACUCCAAAUGUGAAUCCAGAGAAAAAAAAUAUCAAAACCUAUGAACAAAUAACAAAGCAAUAUAUACACAAAUAAGGCUAAUGAACCAGUGGGAAAAAUGAAACUGAAAUAAAUGGAGAAAAUACAUUAAUAGGCAAUUAAUGAAAUAAUUAUAAACAUCUAGUAAACAUAAAAAAAGAAUGAAAAUAAAAACAUAAUCUUGGCUGGAUAUGAUGGCUCGCGCCUGUGGUCCCAGCUACUCAGGAGGCUGAGGCAAGAGGACGGCUUGAGCCCAGGAGGUCGAGGCUAUCAUAAGCCAUGACUGCAGCACUGCACUCUAGCCUGGGCGACAGAGCGAGACCCUGUCUCAUAAAAAAUAAAUAAAUAAAUAAAAGAAAAGAAUUUUAAAAACCUUAUUGAUAUCUUUUGUCUUAGAACUUUACUUUUUAAGAGUAUUUACAUAAGUGCCCAAAUGAACAAAGAUGUUCAUUUCAGCAUAAUAAUUAGGAAUUUUCCACAUCAGGAACAUUACAACUCAUCCAUCAAUGAAGGACUGCUUAGGUAAAUAAUAACAUAUUGAUAAAAUGGAAUAUCAAACAGCUGACAAAAAGAAUAAUACAGAACAAAGAUGCCAAAAACACACUGUUAAUGAAAAAUGCUAGCUAUAAAACACAACGUAUCUUCCUACGAACUCACUUUGGUACACUAAUAGCAAAAAUGUGGUAGCAACACUACCUAAUUAUUAACAGUAGUUAUUUCUGGGAGAUGGAAUUCUUGAGGGCUGUUACUUUUCACAUUAGUUUUUCUAUUUCUAGUAAUUUUUCUUUGAACAUUUAAACAUUUUUAAAAUAACUGUCAAAUGUAUAAUUUGAAAAAAAGAUUAAAAUUUCAAUAACAAAUAUUCUAACCUAAAUUAUUUACUUUGAAAUAAUAAAAGAAUUAGUUUAUUGAUGAUGCAAAUAUCCUACCCCAUCGAUGCAGCAAACAUCUGUAAAAAUUUCCUAAUAUUUGGUUAAUCCUGUUUUAUAAUUUGCUCUUUGAUUUUCAAUACUUAGCUGCUGUUACAUACAGCAUAUGUGUUUUUAAGAAACAAGUUAAAUCAUUUUAGCUAAGAUUAAUAUUGAUUGAUCUGUGAUAGAGAAUAUAAACUUAUGUGUAAUCCAGUCACUUUUUUUUCUGAUGGAGGAUACUGUAACUCAGAUAUACUAAAAGAUGAUUAAUAGUUAAUUACAUUUGAAAAAUAAACUAUAUCCUUUCAUAGCUGAAUGAGUUAAUCUAAUUAAUGAUUUUCUUCCCUGUAAAUUACCUUAAAAACUGAUGGUAGACCUUCAUCAACAGAUCUGAGUAACAGUACAACAGAAAAUGCAAGCAACUAAUUAGUUGUUUCUUUUGAAAAUUCAUGUAAGUUGAUCUCCCCGUGGCUUAAAUGAUCUCUUAUGCGGGGACCCUCCUGAUGGUUCAGGAAAUCCCAGAGAAAUUCCUUUCAGAAAUUAAACAGAGAAAAUGUUUUUUUAGUAUCCACAGCAGAGAUCCGUGCCUGGUGUUGCUAACAGAAGGAAAGAGUGCAUCCAUCAAGUCCUCUGAAGCCCUGGGUGGGACCCUGCUGCGGAGAGCUGUUCUCCUACACCCACAGCUGGAGAGACUGUGGGGGAAGGCAGAGCUGCCCAGUGGGUGUACAGCGCCCCCAAACCCGGGGUAUCAUUCCUAAUAUCCAGGCGGGAAGAAGAUGACAUGGCUGACAAUAUCGAAGUGGGUGGACACUUCUUCAGUGAUAUGGUUCCUCUUAUCCAGGAGAAAUCAUAUGGUACAGAGACUGUGUGAAAGCAAAGAAGGUAGUCAGUAUGGACAAGCUGUCAGCCACAUUCCAAAUCUUGAUCUGAAUGAGAACAUUUCUACUGGAUUAAAACAAUGUGAAUGCAGUAUUUGUGGAAAAGUCUUUGUACAUCAUUCCCUCCUUAAUAGGCACAUCCUAGCUCACUCAGGAUACAAACCAUAUGGAGAGAAGCAAUAUAAAUGUGAACAGUGUGGGAAACUCUUUGUUUCUGUUCCAGGUGUUAGAAGACACAGGAUAAUGCACAGUGGAAAUCCAGCUUAUAAAUGUACGAUAUGUGGGAAAGCUUUUCAUUUUCUCAAUUCAGUUGAAAGACAUCAGAGAACUCACACAGGAGAAAAACCCUAUAAAUGUAAACAAUGUGGUAAAGCGUUCACUGUUUCCGGUUCUUGUCUAAUACAUGGACGAACUCACACUGGAGAGAAACCCUACGAAUGUAAGGAAUGUGGGAAAACACUCAGAUUUUCUUGUUUUAAGAUGCAUGAAAGGACUCACACUGGAGAGAGAUGUACCAAAUGUGAUAAAGCCUUCAGCUGUUCCACUUCCCUUCAUGACCAUGGAAGCAUUCAUACUGGAGAGAGACCCUAUGAAUGUAAACAAUGUGGCAAAGCCUUUAGUUGUUUGAGUUCCCUUUGUAACCAUAGAAGUACUCAUACUGGAGAGAAACCCUAUGAAUGUAAACAAUGUGACCAAGCCUUCAGUCGCCUCAGUUCCCUUCACCUCCACGAAAGAAUUCAUACUGGAGAAAAACCCUAUGAAUGUAAGAGAUGCGGUAAAGCCUACACUCGUUCCAGUUACCUUAUGCGCCACUAAAGAAGUCAUGAUAUAGAGGUUGGGUGUAGUGACUCAGCCUAUAAUCCCAGCACUUUGGGAGGCCAAGGUGUGUGUAUUGCUUGAGCCCAGGAGUUCAUAACCAGCCUGGAUUAAAACAAUGUGAA
Messenger RNA from Macaca mulatta (Rhesus monkey), 2835 nucleotides. Lineage: Eukaryota; Metazoa; Chordata; Mammalia; Primates; Cercopithecidae. The record is from RefSeq and is a predicted model, not a curated record.